AUGUCGCCGACGAAGAAGCCGUACAACGACAUCGAGUCCGGCAGCUCUGGUGAUGGAACGAAACCGUUGUUAACCGCGGGAAAAUCAGGUCCAGAGUCGCAAUACGGCACCAAUAAGUCGGACACCGGAAGCGAUUCUGGCGAGGAGAAUAAUAACAAUAUGAGUAGUAUGACGACGAACGAUCAGUAUUACAUGGGCGUGGACAGAGAGACUCUGUUCAACACUCCCGAGGACGGUUUAACCGAACUCGAAGCGGAGAGACGCUUGCAGUUGUUCGGUUUGAACGAACUCUCCAGGAAAGAAGAAAACGUCUGGGUGAAACUGGCUUUGGAAUUUGUCCAGCCGAUGCCGUUGAUGAUUUGGGCCGCGAUUCUUAUCGAAAGUUUAGAAGCGUACGUGCACAGUUCGCCCGACGACGUGGUCGACGUCCUUGUGCUGGUUGUUUUGCAGUUACUGAACGUUUUGGUCGGCUUUAUCGAGGAGUUAAAGGCUGGUGAUUCCAUCGCAGCUCUGAGAGAUUCGUUGAAACCAGAAGCGAUCGUUAAGAGAGAAAAUAAAAUAUACACCAUCAACGCGACUUUGUUAGUCCCGGGGGAUGUGAUCGCGUUAGGUGCCGGUGGAGCUAUUCCAGCUGACUGCAAAUUACGAGAAGGUAAACCGAUUCAAGUCGACCAAGCCGCUUUGACCGGGGAAAGUUUACCGGUGGCUAUGUUUGAAGGCUCCGAAGCGAAGAUGGGGUCAACGGUCACGCGCGGUGAAAUCGAAGCUACGGUUACCGCGACCGGGUCGCAAACGUUCUUCGGUAAAACUGCGGAUUUAGUCCAAGGUGUAGACGAGCUCGGGCACUUUGAAAAAGUGUUGAGAGAAAUCAUGUACAUCUUGGUUGCGUUGGGCGUGUUUAUUUGCGCGUUGGUGUUUAUUUACUUGAACAUGAUCGGUGUCGAUUUCUGGCAAACGCUCGCGUUCAACGUCGUUCUUUUAGUCGCUUCGAUUCCAAUCGCGUUGAGAGUAGUCUGUACGACGACGUUGGCGUUGGGAUGCCAUGAACUAGCCGCGGAGAAGGCAAUCGUAGCUCGCCUUUCCUCCGUGGAAGAACUCGCGGGUAUGACCAUCUUGUGCUCGGACAAGACUGGAACUUUGACGUUGAACAAGAUGAUGCUGCAAGAGUAUUUGCCAACGUUCGUGCCGGAUGUUACGAGAGAAGAAGUGUUGAAAUUGGCCGCUUUGGCGGCGAAAUGGUGGGAGCCGGCGAAGGAUGCGUUGGAUACUUUGGUGUUGAACUCGGUCGAUCGCGUCGAGUUGGACCCGUACGAGCACACCGAUUACGUUCCGUUUGAUCCAAUCAUCAAGAGAACCGAAGCGACUGUGAAGAAUGAAACCACCGGUGAGAAGUUUGUCGUCACUAAAGGUGCUCCUCACGUGCUUUUGGAGAUGAGUGUAAACAAAGAUAAAAUCGGUAAAGAAGUUGAAGAAAAAGUAUUAGAGCUCGCGCACAGAGGUAUUCGAUCCUUGGCCGUUGCAAGAACGAAAAAUGGCGACAUCACUGAACGGAAAUUUGAAUUCAUCGGUAUUCUUACCUUUUUGGACCCGCCUCGUCCGGAUACCAAACAUACCAUCGAUUGCGCGAAUGACUUUGGUGUCACGGUGAAAAUGAUCACUGGAGAUCACCGUGCGAUUGCGGUUGAGACGUGCCGCACGUUAGGUAUGGGAACGAAUGUUUUAGGUGCUGAGAAGCUUCCUUUGCUUACGGCUCAGGAUCUCGAGGCGUCGACGACGUUGGGCAGAGACUACGGGGAGAUGUGCCGCCAAGCAGAUGGUUUCGCCCAAGUCUUCCCGGAGCACAAAUAUCUCAUCGUUGAGGCGUUACGUCAACAAGGUUACUUGGUUGGCAUGACUGGUGAUGGUGUGAACGAUGCGCCGGCGUUAAAACGGUCUGAUGUCGGUAUCGCCGUUCAAGGGGCGACUUCUGCAGCGCAAGCUGCCGCCGAUAUUGUCUUGACGCAACCGGGUUUGAGCACUAUCGUCACCGCCAUCGUGACCUCAAGGAAGAUCUUCCAGAGAAUGAAGAACUUUGUGAUUUACCGCGUCGCGUGUACUGAACAGCUGUUGUUCUUCUUUUUCAUCUCGUGCAUCUUCUAUCAUCCGAACGAGUACAACGCGGAUUGGCCGUCGUACUUUGCGAUCCCAGUUAUCGCUUUGGUUACCAUCACCAUCUUGAAUGACGGCACCAUUAUUUCGGUCGCGUACGAUCACGUCGAUGCUUCCAUAAAGCCAGAGAAGUGGGAUCUGAAUAUUUUAUAUAUUGUCUCUUCCGCUAUUGGCAUGGUUGCUUUGAUUGGUUCGAUCGUAUUGUUGGAGUUAUCAUUGGAUUCGCAAUCGCCGGAUGGCCUGUGGCGAUCCAUGGGAUUACCAGUCAUGACAUACGGAGAGAUCCAAACGCUCAUGUACUUGAAAAUCUCGCUUUCGGAUUACUUCUCCGUGUUCAACUCGAGAACGAAAGGUUGGAUGUGGUCGAGAAUGCCGUCGAUCGUUUUAGUUGGCGCGUUUAUUCUCGCUACUACGUGUUCUACGUUUUUGGCCGUCUAUUGGCCAUUCGGAAAUGGGAUGCAAGGCAUCGAGUGGGAUUUAGCCGUGUACUGUUGGUUGUACGUAAUCAUGUGGGCAUUUAUUCAAGAUGCCGCUAAGGUUGUGACAUACAAGGUGUUGCAAUCUAUUGGAUGGGUUGAGUCCGUCAAGGUGAUUGAUGAGAAGGCUUUGAAGAGAGGGAGAGAUGCAGUUCUCGGCGCGCUAUAA
Molecule: messenger RNA, 2793 nt
Organism: Bathycoccus prasinos
Lineage: Eukaryota; Viridiplantae; Chlorophyta; Mamiellophyceae; Mamiellales; Bathycoccaceae
Product: plasma-membrane proton-efflux P-type ATPase
Exons: 1
Coding region: 1-2793 (930 amino acids)
Biological process (GO): regulation of intracellular pH; proton export across plasma membrane
Cellular component (GO): plasma membrane
Molecular function (GO): P-type proton-exporting transporter activity; ATP binding; ATP hydrolysis activity
Source: RefSeq, a predicted model, not a curated record